GAAUAUGGCAUUGGUGCCUUAUGAAGAAGGUGGAGCCUUCGGUCUAAAAAGGUUUCAUAGUUCCGACACAACAUACAGCUUUGUCAAUCACUCUAUAAGGAUCAAGCAGAACUGGAAAGAGCUGGGAGUUGCAGCAGUAGUUUGGGAUGCGGCAGUUGUUCUGUGUAUGUUUUUGGAAGCCGGAUCCAUCAAUCUGAAGGGAUCCUCUGUUAUUGAACUGGGCGCAGGGACUGGUUUGGUGGGCAUCGUGGCUGGAUUGCUAGGCGCCCAUGUUACGAUUACAGACCGGGACGUGGCAAUGGAUUUUCUCAAGUCAAAUGUUAACGAGAACCUUCCUCCGGGCCUACAGGAUAAAGUGUUUAUUAAGCCCCUGACAUGGGGCAGAGCAUUGGAAGACUUCCCAACAUUUGAUGUGAUAGUAGGAGCUGAUAUAAUUUAUCUAGAGGAAACAUUCCCAGAUCUUUUACAAACAAUUCUCCAUCUCAGUUCAGAGAAUUCCUUGGUUCUGCUGUCAUGCCGUCUCCGGUACAAGAGAGACCAGAACUUUCUGGACAUGAUGAAACUUCACUUUACUGUAACAGAGGUCCAUUAUGAUAGUAAUACUGAUGUUCAUAUAUUCAAAGCUCACAAGAAGAUUCAAAGGAAAGAACUUUAAGCUCACAAAAUUAUGAAACUCAUUCCUGAUUUUUUACGGAAAGCGUGUGUAAUAAUAUGUGAUGCAAGUUAAUAUAAAUUUUACAUUUAUUGUAAUAACAUGUAUUUUAUUAAGCCUGGUGACAUCCAUAGCUUAUCAGAACCUAUGGGUAAUUUUCAGACAUGACAAAAGGAACAUCAUACUACCUGCUAGUUCUACUGAGGUUUGCAUUGCUAUUGUAUGUAAAACAGACAAAACUUAAGUGCUUUUAAUACUGGGGAGAUAAAGAACCACCACCAUCACACUGGAACAAUAUUAGAAAUAUACAUCCACAAAAUCAUAUAUUCAACCACAAGGAAGUAAAGCACUCAUCGGACUUUUACAAAUUUUCCUCACACUUAAAGAGACACUAUAGUCACAAGACCCACUACAGUUUAAUG
Molecule: messenger RNA, 1074 nt
Organism: Pelobates fuscus (common spadefoot toad)
Lineage: Eukaryota; Metazoa; Chordata; Amphibia; Anura; Pelobatidae
Gene: METTL21A
Product: methyltransferase 21A, HSPA lysine
Exons: 3
Coding region: 5-655 (216 amino acids)
Biological process (GO): peptidyl-lysine methylation
Cellular component (GO): cytosol; cytoplasm
Molecular function (GO): protein-lysine N-methyltransferase activity
Source: RefSeq, a predicted model, not a curated record